AUGUCCGACCCAAACUUCCACAUCCCCACCCCCCGCCUCUUUCAUAUCCCACCAAUGCCCCCUCCAACGACGCCCACUGCGACUUCGCCGUUGCCCCUCCUGCACAACCCCGCAUCAAUCAAACACAACCCGUCCGGCCCAACCGCCGUUCCCGACCGCGAAGCCGCGCGCUCCUUCAUCACCACCGCCUCAGAGCGUCUCGCCCGCACGGGAUAUGGACGAUACCUCGUGUCCCUGCGCCCCUCGCCCUCCUCCCCCUUCUCCCCUGAAAAUCAAGAACUCAUCGGCGUCGUAACUCUCCAACUCCAGCGCUACCCCUCAUCUCCCGGCCCGCUGAUCCCUGACAUCGGGUUCAAUUUCCUGCCGCAGUACCAUGGGAAGGGAUAUGCCAAGGAAGCCGCGCAAGCGCUGAUGGAGUGGUAUACACGUGAGAAAGGGGUCAAGAAGUUUGCGGCGCUGACGGAUGAGACGAAUGGUGAGGCGAAGAAGUUAUUGGGGAAAUUGGGAUUUCGGGAGUGGGGGGAGAGAGUUGUUAGGGGGGUUAGUGGGGAAGGGGAAGAGGAGAGGUUGAGCGUUUGGACGAGGGGGGUGGAGGAGGGGGAGUUGGAAGGUUUGAGACUUUGA
This is a messenger RNA of Parastagonospora nodorum SN15, 624 nucleotides long. RefSeq lists its product as hypothetical. The transcript has a single exon. The coding region runs from base 1 to 624 and encodes 207 amino acids. The record is from RefSeq and is a predicted model, not a curated record. Lineage: Eukaryota; Fungi; Ascomycota; Dothideomycetes; Pleosporales; Phaeosphaeriaceae. Gene Ontology annotation, molecular function: acyltransferase activity, transferring groups other than amino-acyl groups.